AUGGUUUUAGCGAUGGAGGGUAGACUGGCACCAGAAAUUCCUGGGCUCAUUCAACCUGGGAAUGUCACGCAAGACUUGAAGAUGAUGGUCUGUAAACUAUUGAAUUCUCCAAAACCUACAAAAACAUUUCCUGGUUCUCAGCCUGUGUCCUUUCAACACUCUGAUGUAGAAGAGAAGCUGCUUGCGCAUGAUUACUACGUUUGUGAGAAAACAGAUGGUUUGCGGGUGUUGAUGUUUAUAGUGAUAAAUCCUGUGACGGGUGAACAGGGAUGCUUUAUGAUUGAUAGAGAAAAUAAUUACUAUCUGGUUAACGGAUUUAGGUUUCCCAGGUUACCCCAGAAGAAGAAAGAAGAGUUGCUAGAGACUCUGCAAGACGGCACCCUAUUAGAUGGUGAACUCGUUAUACAAACUAAUCCAAUGACAAAAUUACAAGAGUUGCGUUAUUUAAUGUUCGAUUGUCUUGCUAUCAAUGGUAGAUGUCUCACACAAUCACCCACAAGUUCGAGGUUAGCACACCUAGGGAAAGAAUUUUUUAAACCAUAUUUCGAUUUAAGAGCAGCAUACCCUAAUCGUUGUACCACUUUUCCGUUUAAAAUUUCCAUGAAACAUAUGGAUUUCAGUUAUCAAUUGGUGAAAGUUGCUAGAAGUCUAGAUAAGUUGCCACAUCUUUCUGAUGGUCUAAUAUUUACUCCUGUGAAGGCACCUUACACUGCCGGUGGAAAAGAUUCACUGUUAUUAAAAUGGAAGCCAGAACAAGAAAACACCGUGGAUUUCAAAUUGAUUUUAGAUAUUCCAAUGGUGGAAGAUCCUUCUUUACCCAAAGAUGAUCGAAACAGGUGGUACUACAAUUACGAUGUUAAGCCUGUCUUCAGCUUAUAUGUCUGGCAGGGCGGGGCGGAUGUCAAUUCACGUUUAAAACAUUUUGACCAGCCUUUUGAUAGGAAGGAAUUUGAAAUAUUGGAAAGGACGUAUAGAAAAUUUGCAGAGUUGAGCGUUUCAGAUGAAGAAUGGCAAGAUUUGAAGAACUUAGAACAGCCCCUAAAUGGUAGGAUAGUAGAGUGUGCUAAAAACCAAGAGACUGGGGCGUGGGAAAUGUUAAGAUUCAGAGAUGAUAAGUUAAAUGGUAAUCAUACAUCAGUAGUCCAGAAAGUCUUGGAAAGUAUCAACGAUUCCGUUUCAUUGGAGGACCUCGAGGAGAUUGUUGGUGAGAUUAAGAGGCGCUGGGACGAGAGAAGAGCAAAUAUGACGGGCAAUAGUGGGAGACCACUACCGUCUCAAAGUCAAAAUGCCACGUUAUCUGCCUCCAAGCCAGUUCAUUCGCAGCCUCCAAAUAAUAAUAACGAGCCAAAAUACGUAGACGAGGAUGAUUGGUCGGAUUAG
Molecule: messenger RNA, 1380 nt
Organism: Saccharomyces paradoxus
Lineage: Eukaryota; Fungi; Ascomycota; Saccharomycetes; Saccharomycetales; Saccharomycetaceae
Gene: CEG1
Product: mRNA guanylyltransferase
Exons: 1
Coding region: 1-1380 (459 amino acids)
Biological process (GO): 7-methylguanosine mRNA capping
Cellular component (GO): mRNA capping enzyme complex
Molecular function (GO): mRNA guanylyltransferase activity; ATP binding
Source: RefSeq, a predicted model, not a curated record